Phlebotomus argentipes is the source of this 539-nucleotide messenger RNA. RefSeq lists its product as uncharacterized. The coding region runs from base 4 to 507 and encodes 167 amino acids. Lineage: Eukaryota; Metazoa; Arthropoda; Insecta; Diptera; Psychodidae. The transcript is spliced from 3 exons. Gene Ontology annotation, molecular function: odorant binding. The record is from RefSeq and is a predicted model, not a curated record.
UUGAUGGAGUAUAAAAUGCAGAACGUUGCCCAUUGCAUUUACAGACAAUUGGAAUUGUUCACCAGGAUCACAACUAUGAAGCAGUUAAGUUUUAUUCUUUUGGUGGUUGCAGCUUUAACAUUGGAAAGCAAUGCGUCUUCUCCAAAGGAAAUAUGCGAGAAAAGACACCAAGAUGAUGAUAUUUGUGUUACUCACUGUGAAUAUUCCUAUUAUGGUUUUACUAAUGACGAAUUCAAACUAGACGAUGAACAUAUAAACAAACUGAAGGAUGUUCUGCUGAAUUUCGAAGCAAUUAAGGAUAACGAAGUCGACAAGACAGUGGCUCAUCUUAAGAAAUGUGCAAAUGAAGCGAAAGCCAAACAAGCUUCGGACAACACGAGGAAGAAUUGUUAUAGUAUUGUCCAUUAUCAGCGUUGUGCUUAUGUUAAUGAUAUAUUUACGUUUAGUGCUUAUGAUGAAGCAAUUCGUAAGAAUGCUGCAACUAUUUCAAUCACUAUCAGGAAAUAAACAUGCAAAACUUUGCAAAUCUUGAGCAGAAA